Molecule: messenger RNA, 1182 nt
Organism: Suillus subaureus
Lineage: Eukaryota; Fungi; Basidiomycota; Agaricomycetes; Boletales; Suillaceae
Exons: 4
Coding region: 104-979 (291 amino acids)
Source: RefSeq, a predicted model, not a curated record
GCGCAACUGGGAUUACUGGCAGCACUUCGAAACGAACGACCUGGCAAAAGAUAUAUAAACUGAUGACAUUCAGGGUGUAAAAUCCAAAAUUCAGUAACACAGCAUGUCUGAAGCACUUUUCAAGUCCUUUGCUAUUGUCGGCGCAGGCCCUCACAUCGGGAUUCCUAUCGUGAAGGCAUUCCUGGCCAUUGGCGCUCCAAUUCUCGUCGUCGCCCGACCGACCUCCACAAACACCUCCGCACUCCCUGAGGAUGAUCCCAACCUGAAGGUUGUGCGCGCAGACUAUACAUCUGCAUCUGAGGUCUCGGCAAUCCUUCGUGAAAAUAAAGUGGACGUCCUUAUUUCUACCGUUUCAUUUAUUUCCGGAGGUGUAGAUGUCCAGGACGUUCUCGCGGACGCUGCAAAGGAGGCAGGUGUGAAGCUCUUUGUACCCAGCGAGUUCGGCAUAUCACCGCCAGCAGUCGGUCUGACUCAUGAAAAGCAUGCAUUUGCAGUCUACGCAAAAUCGAUUGGAUUGCCCACUCUUCGCGUCUAUAAUGGAUUGUUUCAUGACUUCGUGCCCUGGCUCACUGCACUCACUGAUACUGGUAUGCUUUAUAUCGUGGGCAAAGGAGAUAUGCCAGGAUCCUUCACUGCGAUAUCCGACGUUGCAGGAUACGUAGCUCAUAUUCUUACUACUCAACCACCAUCUCGUCUACUUGAUGUCGAAGUUCGCAUCGAAGGACAACGCGCAACGCUCUCGGAGAUUAGUGCCUUAUAUAAAGGCAGUGUACCUGUGGUACACUGUGAUGCCCUUCCUACGGAGGGUGUGCCCGCCGCGGACUUCCGUACGAAAUUCCAGCAGGGCUUUGACGUCGGAAGAGCAAGUAGCGGGUGGAACCCCGAUACGGAGAUGGAUGACGCGGAGUCGGCGAGCAAGGAUAAUUCACUGUGGGAGGGGCACCGCUGGUUGACUAUUGGGGAAGUUCUUGGGUUGUAAUGAUAUGGACGUGCACGAGACCUUGUAGGGACUAGGUACUCUUCAAGAUUUAUAGGAGGAGCUUUUUAAAUCGUGAUGUAGGACUGUUAGUAGGAGCUUUCUGGUGUGCGAUAAUGCCAGAUGUAUUUAGUUCAUGCAGAGAUGAAGGCAAUAUUUGGUUGGACUGCUUAUCGGCCACAAUGAUCCUAUCACUUGAUGUCGUG